AAAGGAAGGCAUGUAUACCCACGACAAAGAGAUCAUUUACGAAAAUGAGCACGCGGACCGCGUGCAGGUGGUCGAAUACCCGCCACCACCGCCGUCGCCGCCGUCACCAUCGCCACCCUCGGCCGGUGUCACGAGGACGACAGGUCUGUUGCCACCGUCCUGCGUCACACCGAGGUCCGCUGCCACGUCCGCCGCCGCUACUGCCCUGCAUCUGCAUCACUAUCCGCAGCUGCAGCUGCAACACGAGGACGAUCUGCCGCCGACGGUGCGCCACGCCGUCAACGCGACCGUGCCGAAUGGCGGUGCCGCGACAACCACAACGACGGUUCUUGUGCUGCAGGAGCUCGUCGCGACCGAUCCGGCCGCCGCCGGUGCAGCUGCAGCCGCACAACAACUGACACUUACCGCCGCCGCCGCCGCUGCAGCAUCGUUUCGCGCUGGGCGACGCAGUCGCAGCGAGGAGGACACCAACGGUACCGUCGUCAGCGACGACGCACAGCAGCAGCAGCAGCAACAGCAGCAGCAACAAAGUUACGUAUCCGGGCAGCGUGAACCGGAAGAAGAGGAGGAAUUGGGAGCGGAGGAGGCGGCGGCGCAAACCCUGCAGAGCGGCGCCGAAGGCGCUGAUCCGGAAGUCCAUAAGAGGGUCGCCGCGGUGCAGGUGCAGGUUCAGGGUAUGGAGGGUGAUUGGCGCGCCUACUGUGAGCAUCCGCUCUCCGUAGCGACCGCGGCCAUGCUAAACCUUCAGCAGCAGCAUCAGUCGACGGUAGCUAACCACAACGAUGAUCCUGCCGCGUCCUAUGUCUAUGAAUACUACAAAUUGCCCGAGAAACCGGCGGAUGUCAAACUACCGUCCACCCACGAACUCUGGUCGACGGGUGUGAUGGGCCAGAAGUUGCUGGUGCAAGAGGCGCCUGGCUCUGGUUCCGCCUCGACGAAUCGCAUGGAAGGCGGUGAAGGUACCGGAGGAGGGGAACUACACCACUUCCUCCAGUACAAUCAGCAAUCUCACAGUCCUAGCCAGAGCCUGCAGGGUGGCCUUCCGCUUCCGCUGAGUCCACAACCCUUGCGACACGACGGUGCCUCGAGCGCCGGCAUCGUCGGGGUCAAGAGGGAACCAGAAGAUCUCAGCUCGUCGCGCGGAGGCCAACAACCCAGCAAACGACACAAACAGGCGCAACCCGACAGUCCCACACCACCGGGAAUGUACCAUCAUCAUCCGCAUCAGUUGCAGGUGCAGCAGUAUGGCAGCCCUUACGACCCCUACACGUCGUGCAGUCCUAGAUUGCAGUCAACCGCCUAUACGUCUACGUCAGCGACCGGGACAGGGAACGCAACGGCGAAUCCGGGUGGUGGCCUUCAUCAGGAGGCGACAACGGUCUACGUCGCUGGUGACGCAUUGCCGCCACUCGCCUCGUCAAGCUCCACUUCCUCGCUGUCCACCACGACUGCUUCGUACACGAGGUACGAGGUCGUGCCGAGCUCAUACGCUACGACACACGCGAUACGCUCGUCGUCGAGUAGCAGCAAAGUCCUGACCGUUGAUCUUCCCAGUCCUGACUCUGGCAUAGGCGCUGACGCGGUGACGCCCAGACAGGAUCAUCAUCCAACCACGGCCCUUCAUCAGUCCUCAUUCGACUACACAGAAUUAUGUCCUGGCGGAACAACAGCCGGAACAGCGGUAGUUCUCGAAAGUGGAGCGGUCAUACACCAACCCCUGCAAUUACAGCUGCAGCAGAGCCACGCACAAGCACAGGUGCAACGCAGCAGCUUAGUGUCCACUGGUGCGACAAAUCCGAAUCCAAAUCCAAAUCCGCAGAGAUCGCGGCCUUGGCACGAUUUCGGCAGACAGAACGACGCCGAUAAGAUCCAGAUACCGAAAAUUUUCUCGAAUUACGGAUUCAAGUACCACUUGGAGUCACCGAUCAGUACGUCCCAGCGCCGCGAGGACGAUAGAAUAACGUAUAUCAAUAAGGGCCAAUUCUACGGAAUCACGUUAGAAUAUGUGUCCGAUCCGGAUAAGCCACUCCUCAAGGCAGGACAGACAGUCAAGAGCGUGGUAAUGUUGAUGUUCCGAGAGGAGAAGAGUCCAGAAGACGAAAUCAAAUCCUGGCAGUUUUGGCACGGGAGGCAACACUCUGUCAAACAACGGAUUCUUGACGCUGACACAAAGAAUAGCACUGGCUUGGUGGGCUGCAUAGAGGAAGUCGCGCACAAUGCGAUUGCCGUUUACUGGAACCCACUCGAAUCGUUGGCAAAGAUAAACGUGGCGGUGCAAUGUCUCAGUACCGAUUUCUCGAGUCAGAAAGGCGUGAAGGGUUUACCGCUGCAUAUCCAGGUCGAUACGUACGAGGAACCACCGCCCCACACGCACACGUAUACGCCGCCUUCCCAUCGCGGUUACUGUCAAAUUAAGGUCUUCUGCGAUAAGGGAGCUGAGAGAAAGACCCGGGACGAAGAGAGACGCGCGGCUAAGAGGAAGAUGACAGCGACUGGCAGAAAAAAGCUCGACGAGCUUUAUCACCCCGUUACGGAGCGCAGCGAGUUUUACUCCAUGGUCGAUCUACACAAACCGCCUGUGCUGUUCUCCCCACCGGCCGAACACGCCAUCGAUAAGUUCUCGACGAUGGAGUUGUCGGGCUUCUACGGUGGUGGCGGCGGCGGGGGAGGGGGUGACACCGACACCUCGUCACUCAGUAAUGGUGAAGGUGGAGGAUUGAAGGCGGGGGGUAGCAGCCCCUAUCCACCGCCAUGCGCCCGGCCGAGUCUGCCGGCCCUCAAGUUCCACAACCAUUUUCCGCCCGACAAUCUCAGUAACCUGCACGACAAGAAGGACUCGUUGCUGAUGCAGGUGCAGGAGCUGCAGGGCUCGAUGCUGCAGGGGGUGCAGACCGGCCUGACGGGCACGGUGGUGUCCAGUGUCGGUAAUCGGCUGCACCUACAACAACAGCCGCCGCAUCUACGUCCAGCGGACGCCGAGGAACGCGUCAUGCUCUACGUGCGUCAGGAAUCGGAAGAUGUUUACACACCACUGCACGUCACACCACCGACAGUCCAGGGGCUACUCAACGCUAUUGAGUCAAAGUACAAAAUUGCAUCCUCGAGUAUUAAUAACCUCUAUCGCAAAAACACAAAGGGAAUUACAGCGAAAAUUGACGACGACAUGAUCCGAUAUUACGUCGAUGAGGACCUGUUUCUGCUGGAGGUGAGCCACUCACGGAUCAAUCCGGACCCGGGCAGCGAACGCAACCCGAAUAAUCCGGGUUCGCCGGGUGAUCCUGGCGAUCCGAGUGAUUCUCCCGCCGGAUAUGACGUCACUCUCAUCGAACUACCUUCAUCGCCUCCACAUCUACCACAUUCACCCCUCGCCAAUUCCACACAUGCACACGUGCAUGUUCACGACAACAGUAACACGUGAACGAACAAGAAACGUUUAUGUAAAUACGCUACGCAAGCUUGACGAGAACUGAUUACUUGGAUGAAUGAAGGAUCAGCAACAUCUUGCGUUGAAUAAUAACAAUUGCUAAAUAAAUAGCGAAUUUUUUUCGCACCACGUUGAAGAUUCUUGUACAGUUUACUCGAUGAUGUGCCUAUCAAAAAUGGCCAUCGAGAAAGAUCCAAGUAGCAACGUGGUAAUUAUUUUCCAGCAAGAAUAAUCAAGAAGAAUCAAGAGAGAAUACAUUCCUGAAAAAUCGAAUUUUCAACGUGUUCAAAGAAGAAUCGAUGUCACGUUAUUUUAAUCGUAGUGUAACAGAGAUUUAAUUGCACAUUUCGGGCAGAUUUCAUUGUCGAUGUUGUAUAAAGUGCUAUAAAAAAUUUAAACAGUAAAAUGUAAGCAGUAAGGAAAUUAACAUUGAAUUUGUUAUUGUUUACGUUUUACUGUUUAAGUUUUUAUGUGCCAUGGUCCUCACUAUUUUCUUCUUGCCGUUCGUAUUUAAACAAUGAGUUAAUGGAUACUUAAUGUGAAGACGUCGACAACGAAAUAAGCCGAAAAUAUGCAAUUAAAUCUCAACUCUGUAGUAUAAUAUCACAGUCGAAGCCUAUAUUUGAACAGACACAUGUUUUGAACAAUUAUCGAUACAAUAAUUAUUAGCGAAACGUUUACCAAAAAAUUAAUAAGUAUGCGCUAAUAAAUAUUUUUAUUACACUUCAACCCUUUCACAUCCAAUAGGAGAUAUAUGUUU
Messenger RNA from Acromyrmex echinatior (Panamanian leafcutter ant), 4184 nucleotides. It is a transcript of the gene grh, whose product is annotated as grainy head. The record is from RefSeq and is a predicted model, not a curated record. Gene Ontology annotation, cellular component: nucleus. Lineage: Eukaryota; Metazoa; Arthropoda; Insecta; Hymenoptera; Formicidae. Gene Ontology annotation, biological process: regulation of transcription by RNA polymerase II. Gene Ontology annotation, molecular function: DNA-binding transcription activator activity, RNA polymerase II-specific; RNA polymerase II cis-regulatory region sequence-specific DNA binding.